UCCUCCUACGCAAUUGAACUUUGCACUUUAGUUGUCUGCAAAUUUGACUUUGACGCCAUCCAAAGCUGCAUUCGCCUCCGAUAUUAGUGCAAGGCACCACGCCCAGCAGGAUACAGUUCCUUCUGACGCAUCCAGAGUCCCGACAACACCUCUUCUCCCUGCAGAACGACAAGCAAUGACUACAGAUACAGUCAUUGAGGAGCUUGCUUUUUCUAACCCGAACCAAUCUAAUCAUAAUACUAGCGUCCCUCCUAGCCCGCCCUUAUCAGCGCAAAAACGGGAAGAAGGGGAUAAUGACAAGACAGCCAUCCUUCCUUCUCAGUCGCCGUCGAUGCUUGCCUCGCUGGACAGCCAAACAAUCACUACCCAAGUCUUCGAUUCAGAGAAAGAGAAGGAAACGACAAUAUUUGUCGACUCUCUACAGUCUAUUGACCGCUCUGCAGUUGUAGAUGAUGUACAUGAUAGCUCAAUCAGCAAGCAUCUUUCGAUUAAAAACAGUAGCCAUGGAGAUACUGAGAAUGAUGAGCAAAAUUGUUCCAUCAUUCCUGCAGCAUAUUCUGAAAAAAAUGGGCAUGAAGUCAGCUAUUUUGUGCAACAUCAGGAUGGAUCACUUGUGGAGCAGCAAUCUUACAGUUCAGUUACAUCGAUGGACCAUGAUCUCAACGUGAACGAUGCUAUUUACCUCAACUCGACAACAGAAUUUAUCCCUGUGGAUGAUCAGGACGAACAAGUUUAUCUUGAGCAAUAUUCAGAAGAGGGUGACGAUAUCCCAGUGCUUCAAUACAAAGUAACGAAACUGCAAAAGCAGGUUCGAGAAAUGCGCAAGUUCAUGAGAGGACUUGUUCAGCUGCAAAUUGAGCAAUAUGAGCCAGCAACAAUUUUGAUUCAGGCAUGGUGGAGAGGAUGUUUGGUUCGAAGAGAGCUUAAGAAACAGCGAGCUUUUUCAUGGCAUAGGAAUCCAAAACGAUCAGUCAAGCCAUUGAAAUACUUGACGAAAGCAGAGCUUUAUCAGAGCUGUGAGAGAAUCAGUGCACCAAAGGCAUCGUUACUGGUCACGGAAGACCUCGGAGCUCAGAAAGAUACAAUUGCAGCGAUCAAGCUUCAGGCGGUUUUCAGAAGCUAUUUAGUCAGGAGAAGAGUUCAUGCCUAUCGAGAAGGCAUGAGGGCUGCUACCAUUAUUCAAGCAAGAUGGCGAGGAUAUAGAACGCGGAAUCUAGAUACCCGCCUGGGUGUGGAGCAGCUUCGUUUCAGGAAUUUGAAAGUCCAAAAGGCAUUUGGACGAGUUUCGAUUAAACUACAGUAUCUUCAGGGUCGAAUUCUCGCAUUGGAGGAGAAUAGCUUACCACUACACGAGGCUCAGGAGCUAAUUCAUAAGGAAAUUGAAGAGAUGGGAGAUCAAAUUGACAACUUAAAACAGGAGCUUGACCAAGGGUUGAAGCAAUUAGAUGAGCAGGUCUCUGAGGAAAAGGAACAGACAACCAUUGAGAUACGCACUCUGACUGAAAGGAUUCAGAAAUUAGAAGAAGAACUUAAGUCCAUUCGCAACUCGAACACAAGUAUUGAGAAGCAAGUCAAGUCUCUGACACUCGAGCUACCAGCAAAUGCGCAUACAGAUACAGGAAAGAGCGAUCAGGAAGAUGAAGACUAUGAGGUCCAAUAUGAUGAAGAUGGCAAUCGGAUUGAAAAGCCACCGAAGAAGAGCACAAAAAGGGCGAGCUUUCAUGAACAGCUCCACGAUCAUACUGUAGCUGGUUCACGCAGGACAAGCACCACUCGACCCAUUAUGGAUACCACAGUUAGUGGCAGUCCAACACAAAUAGUUGGGUCCCCAGUGCCUAUGCAGCAACCAUCUCACAGAGGAAGUAUCGGUAGCGUUCAUAGUCAGGGACACGCACGAACACACUCUUUAACUUCGCAACCACCACCGUCUCCCGGUCAAACGUUCCCUAGAGCCUUUCCUGCAUCAUACUCACCCACCAUUAGCAACGCGGCUGUAUCAAGCGAUACCGGAGCAUUUACGAAUGGAAUAAGGUCACACUCUAUUCCUUAUCCUGGAACCAGCAAUAACAGCAACAAUUCACCACGAUCAUUAACGAUAGAUCCCAAUCAACUGUUCCGGUUUCACCCAGCAGCAAACCAAUUUAUACCACUUUCUCCAUCAUCAUCGUCAGCUACAGCGGCAGCAGCAGGGGUUGCAGGGGGUUUUCCAGGAAUGGCUCUGCCUGAUCCAAAGAAAUAUGUAUCGGUAGAUGAUUUUGAAUACAUGCAGGCAGAAGUUGAUACUCUGCGCCUGAACAAUGAUCGUUUGGAAGGCAUUGUUCUCGACCUAACAAUGCGCCUGAACACCCUCGCAGCAAAUAUGGGUCAAUUCUACCCUGGAUGAAAAAUUAAAUAAAACACAAUUCGUUUUUUUUUU
Messenger RNA from Lobosporangium transversale, 2416 nucleotides. RefSeq lists its product as hypothetical. Gene Ontology annotation, biological process: establishment of meiotic spindle localization; mitotic cell cycle; DNA damage checkpoint signaling. Bases 176 to 2383 code for a protein of 735 amino acids. Lineage: Eukaryota; Fungi; Mortierellomycota; Mortierellomycetes; Mortierellales; Mortierellaceae. Gene Ontology annotation, molecular function: protein binding. The record is from RefSeq and is a predicted model, not a curated record. Gene Ontology annotation, cellular component: spindle pole. The transcript is spliced from 9 exons.